Fusarium graminearum PH-1 is the source of this 1161-nucleotide messenger RNA. RefSeq lists its product as uncharacterized. The coding region runs from base 1 to 1161 and encodes 386 amino acids. The transcript has 2 exons. The record is from RefSeq and is a predicted model, not a curated record. Lineage: Eukaryota; Fungi; Ascomycota; Sordariomycetes; Hypocreales; Nectriaceae.
AUGUGCGAAGGCAUCUUCGGCCUCGAGUUCUGGUAUAUUUCCGCGCCAUUGCGUAAUGAGCGAGUUGAAUUAAAAUGCCAUAGCGUGGGCAUAAGCAGUUUGAAAGGCUUCUGUGUCCGCAACAUGUCAUUCAACGCCUUUAACCUACUACUACACAGACCGCCGGCAGGCUUACUUGACCAAGCGCUGAUGAAGCGCAAUUGUCUUGCUCCGCUAUCUCCAAUAGAGAAACUACCGCUAGAGUUGAUAAGCAGCAUUUAUCUAUACCUUCACCCGACCGACUGCAUCGCCCUCGGGCUUUGCUCUCAAACUCUUUGGAUCCGAGCCAUGGAUUUUAUUCGUCACUCUCGCCGUUCAACAACGUGGGUGGAUACACCGAUAUUCAUUGCCAGUGGUAAACAACUGCUUGCUCUUCGGGAGGCCAGCCACAACAAUGAAUCUGAACUUCAAGACCCUCAAGAUGGAACCCAGGACGCGGUUUGCAUGUUGAUGAAGCCACAGAGACCUCACCUGUUUAACGUGUUAAAGCAGGCGAGGAGUCAAAACCAGUUAUGCGACUAUGCUUCCUUGAAUUCUUCGGAUAUUAACCCCCCCUACCUCCAAGAGCUUAUCCGGCUAUCACCAACGAGUGGUAUUUCGAAAGGGUUUCACCGGCUGAUGGAGUCGUGCCUGUUUCCCGAAGAAUUUGGUGGCCAAGGCCAGUGGUGCCUUCGUGAUUUUACCACCAACGAAUACAUCCGAAUGGAACCUGUCCGGGAUCGUAGCAUCUCUGAGCAUCCUACUAUCUCGCUGACUCGAAACCCUUGGAUGACUCUGGAUAUUUUACUUAUAUGGCUUAUUACAUGGGAAGCAGGACGGAACAGAUCACCAGAAAAUGUCACCAGAGAGAUCUUAAGAGAUCAGAUCAACAAGAUAAUGAGCAACCGUGGUGCCAGCGUUACCGCAUCCGAUGUUACUCAGAUCCGUUCGUAUUCCACAGAUAUGUCUUCUAGACGAUGGGCAGGACAUUCUUUAGAUGUCGUACAACUGGUGCACAACAAGAUGGAAAGCGACUGGACAGAUAUCACGGGCGAGAUUCAGGAUGCCUCCCAACGAUGGUUGGGACAGACCAAAUACGUCGAGUACUGGAGGCGGUUUGCAAUAGGCCAGAUGAACAAGUAG